UACAGUUAUCUCCUAAGGACACCCUGCGGGUGCUUAGCUAACAUGAGAGAUGGGAAUGGGUUACUCUAGGCUGGUCAGUGAGGUCCCAGAACUGACAGUCAGCCCCGCCCCUGGGGUGCGGAGAAGCCUAAGGGCUCUUGUGAGUGAAGAAGCUUUCCUCCUCCUCUGACGUCUAUAUUCUGGAUGUUUCCUUGAAGCAGAAUCAGUCCACGCUGAGCCAGCAGGGAGGCAGCUGGCCAUGCGCACCUGCUCAGAAGACCCCCACCUGUGCGGGGCCUCCUGGCUCCUGCGAUUCACCAGCCUCCUCCUCAGUGUCUGCAGUGCUGUGACCCAGAGUCCUGGAGCCCGUGGGUCUGCCGUGGACGAUUCUGGAAACCCUGUUCCUCUGAAGGGGACUCUGGGAGCUUCUGUGCUGUUUCACAUGAUCAAAAAUCCAGAUUUACCUCCAGGAGCCAAGCUGGAGAGUAUUACUUGGGGCAUUAUAAAUCAAAAAGUGUACACACCCAUACUCCAAGUCAGUCCCGGGGGAGAUGGUCCACGAUGGGUCAACUUCCAGGACAAGUACGAGAAGAGGGUCCAUGUGGUCAACACAACGACCCUGAGGAUUGACAACCUGACCCUUGAGGACAGUGGGCUGUACCGGGCUCAAGAGUCCUAUAUGAGAGGAAGACAGUAUGACCAGGAUUUCCACCUGACGGUCUACGAGCCUGUGCCCCGUCCCCAGAUCCAGGCCAUGGAUCUGUCCCUCACACCAGGCUGGUGCAACCUCACCUUGGAGUGUGACCUCCCGAGAACCAGGGAGGACCUGAUGGUGUCCUGGGAGAGCGAGUGUCUCCCCAGGGAGCUGGAGCAGAGACCGGCCCCAGGACCAGCCCCCAACCCCUGGACCCUGGCUGUGACCCUGCCCCUGAGCCGGCCCAGCCCCAGCCUCACCUGUGUGGUCAGCAACCAGGUGGACCAGAAAAAUGUCACCCUGGACCUUGGGGACGUCUGUGGCCGUGACCGGUGCUGCCCACUUGCCUGGUAUCCUGGCGUCUGUUAUGGUCGGGCUGCUGAUCCUCGGAGCUGGAGCUGGGCUGUACCUUUGGAAGAGACGUGGGAUGAAGAAGCACGUGGAGCCUGGGACAGGCAGGUUGCACUUCUCCUUCCCAUGUCCAGACACCACCACCCCACCACCACUCCCCCGUUGAACUCUGGGCUCCUUUUCUCCUGCAUUUUGCUGCUCAGGGAAUGUCCCUGCAGGAGGCUGGCAGAGGCAGGAUCGAAGGAGGAGCCCAGGGACCCGGAUGGUGGCAUCCACUAUGCAGAGCUGAGCCAGCAGGGGUCCAGAGGCCACAGGGACAAGGGUAGGGGAGAACCACAUCUAGAAGAGGAGAAAUCUCUCACUACUGUCUACAGUGAGGUCCGCAGGCCAGGCCACGCCAUGACCGCGUUUUAAUGGGAAGAAGCAGGAGAAUCCCACCCCGGGGACACCUGUGUCGUGAGCAUGACGCCCGCAGCUCUGUGCCUGCCUCUUCCACCUGUGACGGCUCUGAGGAGGACUAGAUGGGUCCAGCAGUUCUUUCUGUGCUAAAUCCUCCCCGUGAGACACACACAGUGGUAGAUCAGGAGAAACUAAGUAAAUAAAUUGGUCCAAACCUGUUA
Molecule: messenger RNA, 1644 nt
Organism: Mustela lutreola (European mink)
Lineage: Eukaryota; Metazoa; Chordata; Mammalia; Carnivora; Mustelidae
Product: SLAM family member 9-like
Exons: 6
Coding region: 239-1438 (399 amino acids)
Source: RefSeq, a predicted model, not a curated record